This is a messenger RNA of Cinara cedri, 7199 nucleotides long. NCBI's taxonomy places the organism in Eukaryota, Metazoa, Arthropoda, Insecta, Hemiptera, Aphididae. The record is from the annotation of a GenBank genome assembly.
GGCCGGCGGACCGAGACGGAUGCGAGAGGUGCGCGUAUUUUUUAACGUAUUUCAUUUUUCUCUCCGAAUAUUUGUUUUAAAUAACAAAAAAAGGACCGCACUACGUAUAUAGUACUGUAUAUUAGAUUUUAUAGUCGCGUCACGGCGCAUUUCGAUACAGAAAUAUUUGGAACAGAAAAAAAAAAAAAACGUCGUCAUUUAUUAUGCGGAGAGCAACACGGCAUCAUCGCGUGAGUACACACUGUAUAAUAACAACAACAAUAGCACAAUAUUAUUAUGCUAUAUUAUUCCGAUGCUUGUACCGAAAAAUGGCGUUUACCGCGGGUGCAGUAUUAUUAUUAUGAAAACCGUCGAGGUCGUCCCCGCACUGCACCGGUGCGAUAUAAUUGUUGCAGCGACGAUUAGGUGAUUCGGUCAGUCUUUAUUGUGAUGCGUUUUUUUUUUUACCUUUUUCGCCGGUCAUUGUGUCGUAAAAAAAAAAAAACAGGUAGGUACCUGGGUAGGCUCAUAUAUAUUAUUAUUACGAUGAUAUGACGGGUAUUGUAUUAAAAUAUAUCGCGUGUAAAAUAAUAAUUUUUUUUUUUUUAUAUUACGAAACGUCCGAUGAGGCACUGCACGCCUCAUAUAGCUAUAUACAUACCCGUGAUGAUGAUAAUACUUAUUAGGGCCGCUGUUAUUAUUAAGAUAUUAUUUUAAUAUUAUAAUUAUUUCGCAAGCGAUUUUGACGACACGAAAUAUUCGGUUUCGAUAUUCCUCUGGAAAAAAAAAACGAACCAACGAAGCCGCCACCUGUUGACUGCAGCGUUAGGUUCCAGUGUUAGUGUAUAAAAAAAUAAAUACCACUGCAGAUAGCAGUAUCUGUAGGAACGCCGCCCGUUAAGUUAGGGUGACGAACAGUAUGACCCGACCCCCUAAAAAAAAACCGCUAGUUUUAUUUCAUUAAAACGUGUCUGUUAUUUAUGACGUCACUCAUCGCUUUGAGUUUGUCGGGGCGAGGUGCAAAUCAAAAAAAAUUAAAUCCUUUUAUAAAUCUUUCGUUCGAGUACAUUUUGGAUUCUGAGUAUAGUUUUACAAAGAUGUUUAUUUUUUUUUUAUGUAAACACUUUUUCUGAAUGGAAAUGUUCUCUGGAUGGUACUUUAGAGAGGUAUUUUUUUUUUGAAAUUCUCAUUAAUAUACAAGAUAAUAAAGAAACCUGGUUCUUUAGGUUAAAAAAGAUUUAAAGAUGAUUAAUAAUAAGGUUGUCAUUAGCAACCGUAUUUAUUUAUUUUUGUCAUUAUCAAAUUUUUUUUUUAAUUUUAAUCUUUUUUAAACAAUCAUUUUUUCCAUGAUAUGACGUAUAUAUUCUUGACAAAGCAACACUAUGAACUGAACUCCACUCAAAAUCGUUUUUCGUUAGUAAUGGUUUAUUGUUGCUUACAGAUAUACAUUAACUUCCCAACUUCCCACCAACAACAGUGGCUGCACCCACGUGAGAAGUAUGUCCGUCCUUUGUUUACAAUUUGUACAAUAUCAUAACACUAACUCUUAAUAAUAUCAUAAAAAGGUCUGUGUGAAACAGGAGCGGAUAUGCCUACCGGGAUACCAGAAUUUUCCCGAUGGGUUGCUAAUAAUAUUGACGAAAAUGGGCCGAUGAAAAAUACUCCUAUUAUACAAUGAACAUAAACACGAAUAUUCAGAGAUAACAAAAAAUAGAAUAAUAACAGUAUAUUAUAUUUAAAUCUAAUAUAAAUCACAAUAAAUUAUCACUCUGUCCACAGUCUACGUUAUUCACGGGUGACUUCAGCAGUGUUACGUGGUCACAAUGUCGACUGACCGUCAUCACUAAUUUUUAUCUUGGAAUAAUUUAAAUUUUAUUUUUAAAUUUGACUCACAGAUGAGCUGUCAACAACUAAUAUGAAUAAAAGUAUCUCUACGUGUAUCUUACUCAGUUGUCGAACACAGACGUUACAGUAAAAUGUUUUUUAACUAUAUUCACCGGGUACAUUAUGUUUUUGGCUUUUCGUUGUCAUUUGGUAUACCGAGUGUUCUACAGUGUUAAUAAAUUUGUCAAUUUCCGUUUUUUUUACAUAUUUUUUUAAAAUUAUAAUAAUUAUAAUAAUAAUCCUACUUCAUCAGGAUACACUCCCUGCUUCAAAUGCCUAAACACCACACCUCUAAUGGGUUUAAUAAUCCCCUCCACCAUGCUUUUGGUUUUCUCAAUGCUGCUUAGUUCGGGUCUAUUCGACAAUUUCCCUUAGAUUUAAAUUAUCCCGCAGCUGUUAUCCCUGUCACCUAGUCCUUGUUAACCUAAAGAUCACCUUGCACAAAAUUGCCUGCAAAACAUGUUUCGGCGUUUAAAUUAAUUAGGUUAAUAAUAAACAAUCCAUGUGGCAUGGCCAAACCGCACAUCGCAACUAGUUUGAAGUUUACAAUUACUGAUAAACGCCGCUUAUUUAAGUAAGCAUAUUUGUAUACAUUGAUUUUGUAUACAUAUUUGAUUCUUAGAUAUAAUCAUGUGGGUCGUUCGAUUCUAUUAUUCGUGGGCCAGUCAGAUCAUGUCUAUCUGCCACUGAAAUAUUCACAGUGUGAAAUAUUAAUUAAUCAAACGCGUAGUGAUACGGAACGCAACACGUCUAUAAUAAUACAUAUAAUAACACAUUAUAUACGAAAUUAAUUUUUCAUAGAUUAAUCGUCGUCGAUGUUGAAUAGAAAAGAAUCAUUGGGUGUGUAGUCAUAAUAAUGUGCACGUAAUCAGAAACUAAAACAUAUUGCUGAGAGAAACACUUUUUUAUUAUUAUUAUUUAUUUAUUUAUUUAUUUUUUUUUUUACGACAAAUUAGCUAGCGUGUGUGUGCAUACAGUGUAUCCAUUGUAUGGACGUAUAUAUAUAUAUAUAUAUAUAUAGAGAGAGAGAGAGAGAGAGAGCGAGAGAGAAAGAGUCAAAUUAAUUAUACCCCUGCAAUAAAAAAAAAAUACGAGAUAUAAAUAAUAUUGAGAAUUCUUCCUCGUUCGACCAGAUAUACCCACUCCUUUUCUUCUUUAAAUAAUACGUUUGUUUAGUACUCGUCCCGAAUCGACAAUGAGGAUCCCACUUUUUCUCUCAACUGUUUUUUAGCCAUUCAAUAUAGUACCACGUUCCUAUAAUAUAUUUUCUGAAUUUAUUGUAUCGCACGACCCGCAAAACUAUUCUGUAAAUGCCAUUUGGUAUAUAUCAAUUAAAAUAAAAUAUAAAAUAUAAAUAUAAAAAACUGACAUGUCAAUUUGUCUGUUGUCUAUAUCGAUUUGUUUUAUGAUUGUCUGUCAUCUAUUACGUAAGUAUACAUUAAGCCACCACUCAGACUCUGUGUGCACAUCGGUUACGAAGCAAUAACGAAAAUAAAAACAAAAUAUCAUUUUUUUCGUGGUAACAAAUUCGAUUUAAACAGGAAUACAUUACGACUUACGAGAUUAAUAGUGAAUAAGUGAAUUGAAUAAAUUAUAAAUUAUUAAAAUAUUUUAUGAUUUGAAAAUUAUCGGAUGAAUGUGGUGUGCCGAGUUCACGCACGGAACACUUUUGUCUGUGUAGUAAUAUUAUAUUUAUUCCGCUGUCGUAAAAUAUUUUUUUUAUUGGCAAACAACAGUAAUUCGAUUACGUGUGUGUGACAAAUUUAAAUUUGAAAAAUGCCCAUACGUGAUGGGUUACAUAUUAUCAGUGGUGUUCCCAUCAAUUUUUAUAAGAAAAUACUAAAAUAUAACAUCCCAGAUAUGCCUUGCGUGAAAUAUUUUAUAUUCUUCUUAUAGUUUAUACUUUAUACUGUUUUUAGAUAAAUAUGUAUCAAUUAUAUAAAAAUUAAAAUAAAACAUUUUUAAGCACAAGUAUGUAAAUCGUCCAUUUUUUAGUAAUAAUUACUGAAAUAGCUAACAUUUGUAUUAUUACUAAUACGGUUUUAGCAACAACAAUUAUUACUAAAUAUAAAAGUUAUAACAAUAUUUACCCUUAUAUUUGGACGGGCCAAACAAAACAUUUUUUUCUCGGGCGUGUCUUUAUAUUUUAUUUAUGGGGUGGAACAAUACCGUCGAUUCUUAUUUCGUGAAAAAAAAAAAAAUGGCCAGUUCACGAGCAGCGAUUUUAGGUGAAUAUCGCAAUCGGUGUGUAUUUUAUUAUUUAUACGGUUUAAAUAAUUAUCGUUGAACUAAAAUUUGCAUAAAUAUUAAUCAUCAGAAUGUAAUAAGAAAUAAACAAGAUAUUUGAAAUGGAGAAAAUCAAUAUUGACAAGUUAUUAGCAGCGAAACGUACAAACUUACAAACCAGUGAUUAAUCGUCAACCUGAAAUUCCCUUGAAAAAUUGGUUUUUCGCACAAUCUUUUGCGUUAUGACUUACGCGACUAAUUAAGUUUUUCAAUCUUUGUCUUUCUUUGUAUCGACUAUAGGACCUCAAUUAUUCUUUAUUAGAUUCUGAUGAUUGAUCUUCGUGUAAUUUUUUGUUCAGCUAUAAUUUAAAACGAAAAAUAAAAUAAAAUGUAUACAAAUUAUUACAUUACUCACCUAAAAUUGCUGCUCGCAAACUGGAAUUUCAUUUUAUUUUAUUUUUUUUUUUUGAAAUAAGAUUCGAUUGUAUUUCUGCACCUGCACAAAUGAAACAUAAAAAUACGCCCACAAAAACAAAUUUUUUUUAGGGAACACCGCUGCAUAUUUAUAAGUGCAAAAUAUUUUAAAAUUCGUUUAUUAAAAUGUUUAAUUCGUAUUUAGAAAUCGGCUGUAUUAUCGCGGUCAUUGUCGACGGAGGCGCCACCUGCGUGCAAAGAAUUCAACGAAAUCCCGGGACCGAAAUCGUUGCCUUUCAUUGGCACCCUAUACCAAUAUUUGCCGGUAUUCGGUAAAUACGAAUUCGACCGGCUCCACCGGAACGGUUUGGCGAAAUUUCGGCAGUACGGCCCAGUCGUCCGGGAAGAUAUAGUGCCCGGCGUUUCCGUGGUGUGGAUAUUCAAACCGGAAGACGUGAAAACUUUGUACCAAAACGAGGGCAGACACCCAGAGAGACGCAGUCAUUUGGCGUUGCAGAAAUACAGACUGGACAAACCCGACGUGUACAACACCGGCGGACUGUUGCCCACGUGAGUCGUAUAAUAUAAAAUAUACAGGGUGAUUGUUUUGUUGGAGAAUUUUGGGGGAACUCGAUAUUGGUGUUUUCGUCGCCUUUAUAAUCCGCAAAUGAACAGCGAAUAUAAUAUGCACAAUAUAUAUUUAAUUAAAUUCGAUUAUAUUAUAGAAACGGUUCGGAUUGGUGGAGAAUCAGGAAGGCGUUUCAAAAACAUUUGAGUAAAGUUCAGUGCGUCAAACAGUACGUAAACAGCACGGACACGGUCGUUGGGGAAUUCGUGGAGCAGAGAGUUAAGCGAAAAAACCAUACGCGUGAUUUUGGUCCCGAACUUUCCAGGCUCUUUCUCGAACGUCAGUUUCCGUUACAUAAUUAAACUAGGAACCUAAUCAAAUUAUACAGCACGAAUUCUAAAUGUCGGUGUUAUAAUAGUGACGUAUUAUGCCGCGUUCGACAAACGACUUCAGCGGUUUAAAGACGAAGAAUGGCAUUGCAAUUCAGAGUGUUCCAGACUGAUUCGGGCGGCGCAAGACAUAAACAGCGCGAUACUAAAGACCGAUAACGGACCGCAGUUGUGGAGGCGUUUCGACACGCCCAUGUACAGAAACAUAAAAAAAGGACACGAACACAUUGAGAAGUAAGUGCAUUUUUCAUUGUUUUAGUUUUUAAUUGAAUAUUUUGUAAACGUUUACCGUUUAGACAAUACCAAUAAUUAAAAACGAUUGAAUUUAUUUCUCUGAAGAAUUGCUAUAAAGGCGAUAAACGAAAAACUAACCGGUAUACAAGCCAGUACCACGGAAUCGUGUAAAUCUUCGUUGCUGAACGAAUAUUUGCGUUCAGACGACACGGACUUCAAAGACGUUGUAGGAAUGACUGUCGACACUCUAUUGGCUGGAGUUGACACGGUAAUAUUAUAAUAUUGUUAUACUAAACAAUAUUUUAUUCGUUUCCGUCCACUGUUUGGCCGGUAGUUGAACGAUUUUAAUUGUUACCGGUUUUUUAAAACCACAAUAUAGGGUACGUAUUCUUGUUGUUUCGGACUGUAUUAUUUAUCGACUAACCCGGACGCACAGCGAAAAAUGUACGCCGAAGCGAGGGCUUUGUUACCGGAUACCGAUACCGCGGUAACCGAAACGGUUUUAGAACGGGCCACGUACGCGAAAGCCGUGAUCAAAGAAAUGUUCCGGAUGAAUCCGAUCUCGGUGGGCGUCGGCAGAGUGUUGCCCACAGAUUGCUCGUUUUCGGGGUACAGAGUACCGGCGGGAGUAAAUACUUAACAUAAUAUUUCGAAGAUAUUUUCUAGAUAUAUUCGAUGUUAUAUUAUAUUGGAAACCGUUUGAUGUGUAUAUUAUUCUCAGACGGUGGUUGUCACGCAAAACCAAGUGAGCUGUCGUUUAGACGAGUACUUCCGGCGUCCCGACGCUUUCGUACCGGAAAGAUGGUUAAAAGACAGCGUCGAAUACGAGCCGGUCAGCCCGUAUCUGGUCCUGCCGUUCGGCCACGGUCCCCGAACGUGUAUAGCCAGACGAUUGUCCGAACAGUUUCUCCAAGUCAUACUUAUCAAGGUAUGAAAUCGCCAUCAAUAUCCUAGUGAAAUACAAUCCGUGGUGAAACGAACGUGAUCUUUGAGAAAAAGUUACUUUUCGAUUUUAUUUAAAAUUUAGAGAUAGAGGUGGGUGCUCGGUAUGAAAAAAAUUAAAUAUUAGUACCCAUUACUUGUUUAAUAAAAAUGUAGUUGAAACUAUUGUGAUAUAUUUGAAAAUAUUGUUGGAUACUGGGUAGAGUAUAGGUUACUUCUGAAAUAUUUUAGGUUCGUUUCACCACUGAAUACAAUAUUUUAUCAUGGUAUUAUAAAUGUACAUUAUAACUUCUUUCAGAUUGUCAGAAAUUUCAAAAUGACGUGGACGGGACCGAAACUGGACUGUAAAUCGUUAUUGAUAAACAAACCGGACGGACCGAUUUGUAUAAAAUUCAAACCGAGAACUAAAUAAUUAUUAUGGUUUCACAUGAUGAAGAUGUACAUUACUUACGUUUAAAUAAAUAGUUUUCGAAAAAUUAUAGUUUUCGCGGAAGUUUUUGUAUAGGCAACUCUAAUGGUUCGAGCUGAAAUACAUUUUAACGAGCCAAUAAAUUAACGUCUUC